This is a messenger RNA of Funneliformis geosporum, 1761 nucleotides long. NCBI's taxonomy places the organism in Eukaryota, Fungi, Glomeromycota, Glomeromycetes, Glomerales, Glomeraceae. The record is from the annotation of a GenBank genome assembly.
AUGAAAUUUGCUAAAUACCUUCGAACCGAAUCGGUACCAGAGUGGAAAGAGAAAUAUAUUGAUUACAAAGGCUUGAAAAUUCUCUUAAAUGCUAUCGACUUAAAACCAACGACUCAACCUACCCCUUCCUCACCUUUAGAUAAUGAAGUUACAAUAUCGAUAUCUCAACCAACGGCUACACAUGAUCACGCCUCGAGAACUUUUAAAACAAAUUCUUUAUCUGGUAUAAUUUCAAAAUCAAGUAAUUUGAUGAAUAGAAUGUCUAAAAAUUGUUCAAACGCUAUACAAAAGCGGAUAUACUCUUUACAAAACGUGAAAAAUCCUAUAGAAUCAUAUGAAUCUCUUUGGAAUCAAAUUGCUUCUCAAGAAAGGGAGUUCUUUAUAACUUUAGAAGAUAAUUUAAACAAAGUUGAAAAUUUCUACGAAACGAAAUUAAGUGAAGCUAUAAGACAUUUCGAGAAACUAAAAAUACAACACAAAUGUAUGAAAGAAACUAGCAAGGAAUGGUCUGGUCCCACAACCCCAAUUUCACGAGUUGAAGAAACAAUAUUUCGUGCUAAACGAGAUAUGGACAAUAAUUCCGCUAAAAAAAUAAUUAAAAAGGCCAUCUUGGAAUUUUAUAGAGGAAUUGAAUUGUUAAAAAACUAUAAGAUUCUAAAUCAAACGGGGUUCACAAAAAUCCUAAAGAAAUAUGACAAAUUUACGAAAAGUAACGGAAGCGAGAUAUAUUUACCGCGGAUUGCCAAUUACAAUUUCGUAAAAUCACCUGUCCUGGAUAAGCUCUUCCAAGAAACUGAGGCUUUUUAUGUUAAUAAUUUCGAAGGAGCUAAACGUCAACUUCAACUCCCAAAUAAAGAACGAAAAACGCAUUAUUUCGUAACAUGGCGCGUCGGGUUAUACAUAGGAUUGUCAAUACCGUUAAUGGUUCGCGCGGUUGAAUUAGUUGGAGAAUGCAAAGAAAAAUGGUCAUUCAUUGUACCAAUAUUAUCAAGUUUACCGCCGUGGUGGAGAUUUGUUCAAUGCUGGAAGCGUUAUUUUGACACUUCGCAUAAAUUUCCACAUUUAGCUAACGCAGGAAAAUAUUUAUUAUCAAUGGCAACAUUAUGGCUAUUUUUCUUUGAGACUUUCGCAUCAUUUUCGAUAGGAUGUCAAAUAGUUUCUUCAACAUAUUCAUUACUAUGGGAUCUAUUAAUGGAUUGGUCUUUAUUACAAUUAGAUAGUAAAAAUUAUUUAUUAAGAGAUAAUAUUAGUUUUAAAAGUUAUGUUUAUUAUUUUGCUAUCAUUUCUAAUGGAUUGCUAAGAUUCAGUUGGGUUUUAAAAUUCACUAUACCUCAAAAAUAUAUUAAAAUUACCGUUUAUGUUAUUGGUUAUUUUGAAAUGUUGAGACGUUGGCAAUGGAGUUUACUUCGUAUAGAGAACGAACAUGUGAAUAAUUGUGGGCAAUUCCGCGCUGUCAAAGAAAUUCCAUUACCAUUUGAAAAGGAUGAAGCCAUACGUGAAAAAAUUGGAUUAAGAAAGUCACAAGGAAUUCUUAUUCCUGAAAACAAUCUUUUUCCAACAAUUUUAUUUCACGAUGAUUCGCAAAAAUUUGAAUAUACUUAUGAAGAAAAUAAUACUAAUUUAGCUGAAAGCACAGAGAAUGAUGAUAUGUUGUCUAUUAAUCGAGUUCGACAAAGGGAAUUGUCUUUAAUUUCCUUAGAAGGUAGAUUGAUAAGCAGCAAUAAUAAUCAUGCACUUAAUAACGUUUCUGCAUUUAAAUGA